Molecule: messenger RNA, 2911 nt
Organism: Achroia grisella
Lineage: Eukaryota; Metazoa; Arthropoda; Insecta; Lepidoptera; Pyralidae
Gene: Stat92E
Product: signal transducer and activator of transcription 5B
Exons: 22
Coding region: 203-2512 (769 amino acids)
Biological process (GO): regulation of cell population proliferation; defense response; cell surface receptor signaling pathway via JAK-STAT
Molecular function (GO): DNA-binding transcription factor activity, RNA polymerase II-specific; RNA polymerase II cis-regulatory region sequence-specific DNA binding
Source: RefSeq, a predicted model, not a curated record
UAAUACUGCGUCAUACACGGGCCAUUCGUGGUAUUUUAUUAAUUAUCUAUUUUAUGUAAUUCUAUUCAAAUUAUAAUUAGUGUCACCAAGUGUAAUUUAUAAUGUGAAGUGACUUAACACAUAGUUAGAGGAUACAAUUUGUUCAAUUAUAGUAGAUAACCAUAUCAUCUCAGGAUACAGACAUAUAAGCAUUUGAUUAAAGAUGUCGCUCUGGGCCCGAGCUCAGCAGCUUCCGCCGGAGUGCUUACAGGAGGUUCGUGCCAUCUACAGGGAUGCUUUCCCCAUUGAAGUUCGCCAUUGUCUAGCGUUAUGGAUAGAGAACAGAGUUUGGAAUGUGGAGCACGAGGAACACCAGCAGUUCUUCGUGGAGGAGCUGGUGCACGAGAUCAACACGCAUGCAGAUCUGCUGCACACACCUGAUAUGUUUGUUACCAAGAUGAAGCUGCUAGAAGCAGCAAAAAAUAUACACCUACAAUAUGGGCAUCAACCUCAAGAACUCUUCAACUACAUGCGGCAGUGUUUGACUCGGGAGCUAGCCCUCAUACAGAAGGCGAUGGGCACACAAUACGUGUCCCCACCGCAAACAGAGAGGAAAUACAGCGAGCUGCUGACGGGUUUACGGACGGUGCAGCAGAAGGUGGCCCUGGUCGGAAAGGAGAUCAGCAACUGGAAUGCCAACAUGGAGUCCUUCUCGCUCGAGUACCACGAGUGUGUCAAGAAAAAAGGUCACAUGAGCUACCUUCAACAAUCGCCAAUGACGACCGACAGACGAGAAUUCGAGGCGUGCCUCCGUCUCCAGAUAGAAGAGAUGGAGAGGAAACUCAACAUUAUGAUCGCGCAAAUCAACCACGCACAACUGGAAUUGGUGGACCACUUGAAGGAAAACAUCGGUAUACUCGGAGAGUUGCAGAGUCAAGUGUUGGACGGAGAACUUAUUAAAUGGAAACGAGAGCAGCAACUCAGCGGCAACGGGGUGCAGAUGCAGACGAAUUUAAAUGUGAUACAAGAGUGGUGCGAACUGCUCGCAGACCUGAUAUGGACCAGUCGGCAGCAGGUCAACAACGUCUCCAGAAUCAGCAGCAAGGCGUUGGCGGACGCUCGUCAGCCGGAGCUGAUCAAUAUGCUGGAUGAUAUGAGCAAGCAGGUUACCAGUCUGCUGUCCACGCUGGUCACAUCCACGUUCGUCAUAGAGAAACAACCGCCGCAGGUGAUGAAGACGAUGACGCGUUUCACAGCUACUGUUCGUCUUCUCGUCGGUGGUCAGUUGAACGUCUACAUGACCCCACCCCGAGUUAGCGUCGUAAUAAUCUCCGAGCAACAAGCUCAGCAACUCCUGAAGAGUGAUUCUCAAGCUGGUAAAAACAAACAACCAGUCGAGUGCGGUGAUAUAUUGAACAACACCGGUGUCAUGGAGUACCAGGCCACGAGCAGGCAGCUCAGCGUGAGCUUCAGAAAUAUGCAGCUCCGUAAGAUUAAACGGGCCGAGAAGAAAGGCACGGAGAGUGUCAUGGACGAAAAGUUGACAUUGCUGUUCCAGUCGCAGUUCAAUGUGGGCGGCGGCGAGCUAGUGUUCCAGGUGUGGACGCUGUCGCUGCCGGUGGUGGUGAUCGUGCACGGCAACCAGGAGCCGCACGGGUGGGCCACCAUCACCUGGGACAACGCCUUCAGUCCCUCCGGACGGGUGCCCUUCGCUGUGCCCGACAAGGUCACCUGGGGUCAGUUGGCCGAGACACUUCGCAUAAAGUUCUACUCGGCGACGUCAGGUGGCGAUCUCUCUGAAGAUAACUUAAGAUUCCUGGCUGAAAAGAUAUUUAAUAACAAAAUGAACCUGCCUCUAAACACACACGAACUGAACGCACUGCCGGUGAGCUGGACGCAGUUCUGCAAGGAUGCAUUAUCGGACCGCAACUUCACAUUUUGGGAGUGGUUCUACAUGGUGGUGAAGGUGACCAGGGAGUACCUGAGGACAUUGUGGUGUGAUCGCUUGAUAAUGGGUUUCAUACAGAAGAAACAAGCAGAGGAUAUGCUCUCCAAGUGUCCACCGGGCACGUUCCUGCUGCGGUUCUCUGAUUCAGAACUGGGCGGCAUCACCAUCGCCUGGGUCGGAGACAACAACGGCGAAGUGUUCAGUCUGCAGCCGUUCACGGCGCGAGACCUCGGGCUGCGCUCGUUGGCCGACCGAGUGCUGGACCUGCCGCAGCUGCAGUUCCUGUACCCCAACAUCGCCAAGGACGACGUCUUCUCCAAGUACUACACCAAGCCCGAGGACCAAGUGCUGAAGAACGGGUACGUGAAGCCGGUGCUGGUGACUCAGCUGCCGUCCUACAUGUCUCCAGCGUACGCUCACUCACCGGACUCCCAUCGUAACACGCCCAGCGUGCAGAGCAGCUACUUUGGAUCAGUGACGCCUGCGCCGACGGAAAAUACAUUUAUGAGCACCGACCUAUCGUUUGAAAUGAGUUCCAUCUACGCUGAAGAUUUUGACAACUUUAUGUAUGACAAUGUGAAUUAAGUUUGACACAUUACCUGUAGAUAAAGUAGGUAUUCAUUUAUAUUAUUUUUAGUUUUUCGUAGUAUACAGUUAUAUAUACUUCAGUUGACAUGAAAAGAGUAGCAUAGCCUAAUUUUUAAUAUUAUAUUAUACCAAGUAGGUUAUGGACAGUGACGUAACAAUAGAAUGGAAUUGUGUACAAAAUAUCACGUGGUCGGGACCUAGAGGUCCCCUAAUCAGAUAGGCCGUAAGCACAGCAAAUAAAACAAAAUUUAUUAAUCAAUUUAGGAGACUACAAUGUGAAGCCUUUUUUAGAUUAAGGGAAGACACCAUCCCGUGAAUCUGCCAUAGGCUUCAGAUAGUUACGCCACUAGUCUACCUUUAGUUUUUUCUGUUUAAAGAAAUGGCGGGAAUUACACU